CAGUGGCAGCUUGCGAAAUUGGCGCUAUAUCGCAUUAAAAAAACAGCAUGAAUUGAUUAUUGCUUUCGCUUUGUAUGGAAUGAAUCCAAAUGCGUCCGUCUUUGUUCCUGGUGGUUACGCCUUUGAUACAGGAGUGUCCAAGCAGUUUGUCAAAGAAGCAAGUGUUUCGACAUUGCCACAAGUGGCGUCUACUGAGGAGGAGCUUCAGCGUGUUUUGAACCACUUGGCUUCAGAGCAUGUUUUGGCGAUUGACUGUGAGGGUGCCGACCUCUCCAAAGGCUGUUGGUUUCUCCAAGAAUGCCAGCUCACGGCUUGGCAACGUCUCCCGACGUUUCACUUCGUUUCAAGACACUGCCCUAGGCCAAACAAGCUGCAACAUGGCAGGCUUUGCUUGCUUCAGAUUGGCACCAUGCACGGCGAGGCCUUUGCUCUGGAUAUUCUAGAGUUGGGCGAACGUGCUUUUGAGCUUGGGCUUCGUGCGCUCUUGGAAGGUGAGCGGCCAAUCAAGGUGGUGCACGAUUUCCGUCAGGACAACGAUGCCCUUUUGCAUCAGUUUGGUGUCCAAAUGAGGGGGCUCUUUGACUGUCAGCUUUGCGAUGUCAUGCUUCGUCGACUUGGUGGUCACAGGACUGGCUAUGUCACAGGAAGCGCAAAGCUUUUGAGUUCCCGGGGCAUUCUGCAAGGCUCUGUACAAGGUUACGGGAUCUUGACACAGGAGCAGAAGCAGGCCAUCCAUGAUCGCUUUUCGCGGGAUCGGCAUCUUUGGGAGAGGCGCCCAUUGCCACAAGACAUGGUGGAGUAUGCCUUGGAGGAUGUCAAGCCCAUGCUGCAGCUUCAGCGGCUUUUGCUUCAAGAGUUGGUGGAAGCGCUUGGAGAGCAGGAUGCUUGGCAGCUUGUGAAGGAAGGAUCUAUGGCCUAUGCAGCAGACUUUGCUUCACAGAGAGAAUGCCGCUGCCGACUAUGCUGCAAUGCCGCCGAAAAUGCACGAUUUGAUGGUUUCCGCUUCAUGCAGCGCCUCCAGGCUUUGCCAUCGCAGCGGCUUAACCCGCACAUCUUGCGGCGGAUUUGGCGGCAGGAGGAUGCGCAGCCCUUGCCACUGCCUGGUCCAAGUCGUUUCUAUGUGAACGAAGCAGAUGAGUCAGUCCCUUUGCCUGUCAGCUGAGUAGAUAGUUUGCAUCCCACCUCAUUUCAGCUGUGUGCUGCAGUGCCUGGUGGUGCUCCGUCCCAAAAGAGAUGCAGAGUAAUGCGGAUGUGGAAGCGAUGUCAUUUAGCUCUUGCUCCCAGCUUGAAGACAAAUAGAUGAACAGACUGCAGACUAGACCAAGAUGGCCGAAAUAGGGCUUCGCAUGGUCAGGAUUUGCCUUGCGCUCGUGACAAAAAGCGGUUGGAUUGACGAUUGCCAGACAAUUGCACAAGUUCAAAGUCUUCAAAAUGACAUGUGCACCUCAAAAGUGUCCAGUUCUAUUGCUGGAGCAAGUGCGGCCGUUUUCGCACUGUCAAGUAAGAGCUGAAGCAACUGCUCAACC
This is a messenger RNA of Durusdinium trenchii, 1526 nucleotides long. Lineage: Eukaryota; Dinophyceae; Suessiales; Symbiodiniaceae. The record is from the annotation of a GenBank genome assembly.